UUUUGGCGUGGUGUCAGGACACGGCGUCGUGGCGGUUUCCGGCGGAAAUCGCGACUAGGGAAAGAGGAAGAAGAGAUCAGCAACUCCCCCGGGCUUCUUUUCGCCGGAGUUUAUAUUAGAGUCCAAUGAAUCGAGUCGAUCCUGCUCCGUAUAGCUUUGCUCCUCCACCGCCGCAACCUCCUCCCUUGCCGCCGUUUCCCCCACCUUCCAGCGCUUUCUGGGAACCUGCAAAUGUGCGCGAUCGUCUCAGAGAACUACAAGACACUAUGAAUCUCGCUGAAGCUCUGAAAACAGAGCUGGAAGUGAUCAUUAAGGCAAACAGUAUUAGAGGAGAUUCUGAGGGUUUGGAGAAUUUGGAUACACACAAUGAGUCUGUUGAUGCGUUUUUACAGUUUCUAUGCAUUAAUAGGAUUGAUUUAAAAAGCCAUGAAUUGAUUUCAUUGGAAGCUGCAAAUGCACUGAUAUUGAAAUUGAGAGCUCAGCUUGAGCCGUUUAGGAUCGCAGCUGAUGAGGCCAGUCCGUGGGAAGAGAAAUCUGUGGCUAUCAGAUUAGGUAAUCGGUUGCAAAAGUAUAAAAGAAACAAACUGUGGAGGAAAAAGAAGAGGAAACGUGUUGCUGAGAAGUUAGCUAUGGAGAAAGAGCAGUUUGAGAAAGUUGAUAAAGAAGCUGAUGAGUGGAUGGCUAGGGAGAUGGCAAAGGAUGUUGCUAAGCAAAAGCUUGAGCUGGCAUUGAUGGUGGAGAAGUUGCAGGAAUUACGCUCCCUCAGGAUUCAGAAGUUGAAAAAACAAGGACGGUUUCUUCCCGAGGAGGACGACAAGUUUAUGGAGAGAGUGAAAGCUGCAGUUGAGGAAGAGGAGCGGCAAGCAAUGGCUGCAGCCGGCACUGCUGCCGCGAGGGAUGCCAUAGCAACCGCCGAGGAGGAGUCGAGAAAGAACCUCAAAGGCGAAAAGGAGACGAAUCAAGAGGAGGAGGCUACGACGCGACCAGCAGAAAAACAAGAGCACAAGGAGACUGGUGGUGAGUACUGGAAUUUGCCAAUGGAGUAUUAUCAGUACUAUUAUGGGAGUAACCAUGAUAUGGGUACCCUUGUGGAGGUUAGAAGAACAUGGGAUGCUUACUUGCGGCCAGGGGGAAGUCGGAUUCCAGGCCACUGGGUUCAACCCCCACCCCCUGCUGACCAAAUUUGGGCUUCUUGCUUGGUCAAGCCUGAUCCUCUUCCCCUAAAACACUCUCAACAAUAAUACUGUGUUUUUGUUUUCCAACUAGACAAAUGAUAUGAAAUGUGUCUAUUGGAAGGGAAAUGAGUUUAUAUUAUUAUUAUUAUAUUUAGAUAAUUUAGAUAUUUCAAUCAUAAUUUCUUUAUGUCUGCAUAAUUUUGUGUCAACAAUAAUUUCCUUAGGUAGCUUGACAUGAAUAUGUAUACACAUCUGUAUGGAGUAUGUGUGCAUGUGUGUGUCUUUUGAACUUUUUCAAAUGAAAGAAAUUGCCAACU
Messenger RNA from Cuscuta campestris, 1492 nucleotides. The record is from the annotation of a GenBank genome assembly. NCBI's taxonomy places the organism in Eukaryota, Viridiplantae, Streptophyta, Magnoliopsida, Solanales, Convolvulaceae.